Populus trichocarpa (black cottonwood) is the source of this 1718-nucleotide messenger RNA. Its product is annotated as cytochrome P450 CYP94D108. The record is from RefSeq and is a predicted model, not a curated record. Lineage: Eukaryota; Viridiplantae; Streptophyta; Magnoliopsida; Malpighiales; Salicaceae. Gene Ontology annotation, molecular function: heme binding; oxidoreductase activity, acting on paired donors, with incorporation or reduction of molecular oxygen; monooxygenase activity.
CACCCACCACAACUAAUACGUCUUCUUGAAAAUCCGUUGCUGCCGAGUUCACUCUCCCUUUUCUAACCAUGGAAGUACUCUUGUCGCUUCAAAUUCUGCUGAUACUUUUCUUUCUUUCCCUCUUUUUUUACCUCUACGCUCUCUUCCCUUCAAAGAAGAAACCUGCCAACAAGGGCUUCAAGUUUUAUCCCAUAGUAGGGGCCUUACCGGAAUUCUUAAGAAAUCGACACCGGUUCCUUGAGUGGACUACAGAAACACUCAGUCAUUGCCCCACCAACACUGCUGUCUUUCACCGUCCUGGCAAAGUCCAUGGCAUCAUCACUGCAAACCCUUUGAAUGUUGAGUAUAUUCUCAAGACGAACUUUGAGAACUACCCAAAAGGAGACCGGUUUAUCAACCUUCUUGAAGACUUCCUCGGUAGAGGAAUCUUUAACUCGGAUGGAGAGCUAUGGAGAGUCCAGAGGAAAACUGCUAGCUAUGAGUUCAAUACAAAGUCACUCCGAAAUUUUGUCAUGGAGAAUGUUGAGGUUGAAAUUUCGACAAGGUUAGUUCCAAUUCUUGCCAAAGCUUCGAAAACAAAGCAGGUGUUGGAUUUGCAAGACAUAUUGGAAAGGUUUGCAUUUGAUAAUAUAUGUAAAGUGGCUUUUAAUGUUGAUCCUGCUUGUCUUGGCGGCGAUGGGACCAGUGGUGGUGAGUUUAUGCGUGCGUUUGAAGAUGCUGCCACACUUAGCUCUGGGAGAUUCAUGUAUGUUCUUCCAGUUUUUUGGAAAAUUAACAGAUUUUUCAAUGUUGGGACAGAGAAAACAUUGAGAGAAUCAGUUAAAAUUGUCCAUGAAUUUGCGGAUGAGAUGAUACGGUCUAGAAUGGAGCUAAAAACUGAAAAGAAUGAUGAAGAUUUUCUAUCACGGUUUAUAGGGAAGGAUGAAAAUUCAACUGAAUUUCUCAGAGAUAUUGUCAUAAGCUUUAUUCUGGCAGGCCGAGACACAACAUCCUCUGCUUUGAGUUGGUUCUUUUGGCUACUAUCAUUAAACCCGGAUGUAGAAGGGAACAUAUUAAAGGAGCUUGAAACGAUUCGGUCAAGCAACGGAAAAAAUCUCGGUGAUACUUACAGUUUUGAAGAGCUCCGAGACAUGCAUUAUUUGCAGGCAGCUAUUGCAGAGACAUUAAGAUUGUAUCCACCAGUGCCAGUGGAUACAAAAGCUUGCCAAAGUGAUGAUGUAUUGCCAGACGGUACAUUUGUGGGAAAGAAUUGGUUUGUAACAUAUCACGCGUAUGCCAUGGGAAGGAUGGAGAGUAUCUGGGGCAAGAAUUGCCGCGAUUUUGUUCCUGAAAGAUGGCUAGAGAAUGGAAUAUACAGGCAAGAGAGUCCAUUCAAGUUUCCUGUUUUCCAUGCUGGGCCAAGAAUGUGUCUGGGGAAAGACAUGGCCUAUAUCCAGAUGAAAUCCAUUGCAGCAUCGGUGAUUGAGCGAUUUGAGAUUGAUGUGCAGAACAAGGAAAAGUGCCCGGAUCAUUUGUUGUCCUUGACACUAAGGAUGAAAGGUGGAUUGCAGGUUAAGGUGAAGGAAAGAUGAGUGGAAAUGAGGAUGAGCUCGACAAAAUCUCUCCAUGCAUGAUUAAUAAUGUUAACUAGCUUCACGGCAAGCUAGUCCUAUGUUCGUUUGUUUUCCCUUUCAUGGUGUUUAUGCUUUAAUAGUACCCAUAGAAAUUUGCUGAAUUUA